Molecule: messenger RNA, 944 nt
Organism: Cryptomeria japonica (Japanese cedar)
Lineage: Eukaryota; Viridiplantae; Streptophyta; Pinopsida; Cupressales; Cupressaceae
Product: NDR1/HIN1-like protein 3
Exons: 1
Coding region: 147-800 (217 amino acids)
Cellular component (GO): plasma membrane
Source: RefSeq, a predicted model, not a curated record
CAUCCACAGCAAUCUCUCUUACCGGUUUCAAUCAGUUUUUCAUACUUAUUCUUGGCUUUCAGUCACUGUAUAUUAGAUUGUCAUAAUCUUUUUGCAGAAGAACUAAAUCUUCAAGUUUGAGAAAGUUGUAGAGCUGAAUAGAAUCAAUGGGUGAGGGUGCUAAAUCUGGGCCGACUUUGAAUGGAGCCACCAUUUCAGCAGGAGGUCCAGCUCCUCCACCUGUGACUCCUCCCAGGCAGAGGCGGGGCUCGUGCUGUGGCCCAUGCUGUAUACUCAAGCACAUUUUAGGGCUUUUAAUUACGCUCAUCAUUGUUGUGGGCAUUGCAGCACUUGUUAUCUGGUUGGUUUUGCGCCCCAGCAAACCCAAAUUCUACGUAGACACUGUGCAAUUCAGUAACAUCAUCAAUAGCACCAGCAGUAACAUCGUGCUGGGGAUGAGCAUUCGGAAUGCAAAUAAGAAGAUCGGCAUCUACUACGAUGCCCUAAGGGUAUCUGCGUAUUAUAGUGGAGGGGGGACUGUUGGAGUGGACGCUUUGGAGGAGUUUUAUCAGGGCCACAAGAAUACUACAACUUUACGUCCACUGAUUAUUUCUGUUGGAAAUGUUUAUUUGCCGCGGUCCACUUCGAUGGGCGUUGAGGAUGUGGAAUUGAAAUUGCGAUCUCGCGUUCGUUUCAGGGUAGGCAAAGUUAAGACCAAUCGUUUCAAACUGAAAGUGAAGUGCUAUGUUUCUGUGCCGCUGAAUGAAGCGAGUGCUUCUGCCUUCACUCGUAAGAAAUGCGAUGUAGAGUUGGAUCAUUAGAUUGCAGAUAUCCUGUGGUUUCUUCAGUCCGUAUUCAUUUGUUAUUUUAGUUUUUCUUGGCUCUGCUAUCGUCGUUAGAGCUUGUUAAUAAGCAUUUGGUGUAUGUAAAUCAUUUUAUAAUAAAAGUUUGCUGUUUCUGUAUGA